CACGAGCAGGUGGAUCGAGGACAACUUGGAGAAGUCAAAACUAUAACAAAUAUAUUUAUGUUCUGAGUCGCUGGAUUUCUGGAAGCCGACAGGUAUAAUGCAUAACAAUCACGUCCGGAGUGUUUACCUCUAGGCGUGGUGGAGACUCAUUGUCAAGACGGAACAUUUGCUCUGCUGUUGCCUCCCUCUCCAAGAAGCCAAGACGUUGCUCCGCACCGAUUCGUGUGGCCCCAAUCCGAGGCGCGGUGCCCGCUUGGGAAGGUCGGCUCUCGGUCCCCUCCAGGGCGGAAUGAUGGUGCACUGCGCGGGGUGCGAGAGGCCCAUUCUGGAUCGGUUCCUCUUAAACGUUCUGGACCGCGCAUGGCACGCCAAGUGUGUCCAGUGCUGCGAGUGUAACUGCAACUUGACCGAAAAAUGUUUCUCCAGGGAUGGAAAGCUCUAUUGCAAAAUUGACUUUUUCAGGCGUUUUGGUACGAAAUGCGCGGGCUGCUUGCAGGGAAUUUCGCCCAGCGAUCUCGUGCGAAGAGCGCGCAGCAAGGUGUUUCAUCUCAACUGUUUCACGUGCAUGGUGUGCAACAAACAGCUGUCCACGGGCGAGGAGCUCUACGUCAUCGACGAAAACAAAUUUGUGUGUAAAGAGGACUACCUGAGCGCGAGCGCCAUCAAAGAGGUCAAUUUAAACUCAGUGUCAUCGUGUACAGACCGGAGUUUAUCGCCUGAUCUUCCGGAUCAAAUCCAGGACGACACGAAGGAGACGGACAAUUCCACAUCUUCAGAUAAAGACACUAACAACAACGAGAACGAGGAGCAAAACUCGUGCACGAAACGGCGAGGCCCGCGCACCACCAUCAAGGCCAAACAACUGGAGACUCUGAAAGCCGCGUUCGUGGCCACGCCGAAACCCACGCGACACAUCCGCGAACAGCUCGCGCAGGAGACAGGACUUAACAUGCGGGUCAUUCAGGUGUGGUUUCAAAAUCGGCGGUCUAAAGAACGUAGAAUGAAGCAGCUCAGUGCUCUCGGUGCUCGACGGCACGCUUUCUUCAGGGGACCACGAAGAAUGAGGCCUCUCGGAGGAAGACUAGAGGACCCCGACAUAAUGGGCCCUGGAGGAUACAGCUACUACGGAGAAUACCAAGGUGACUAUUACGGCCCAGUGGUCAACUACGAUUUCUUCCCUCAUGGACCCCCUUCCUCACAGGCACAGUCUCCAGCUGAAUCCCCUUACCUUCUCAGCUCGAGUUCAGGAGCCCUGGAGGGCGGCCCGGUCUCUGCUCACCACCCCUCAGACGACCAAAGGUUCACGGACAUGAUAUCCCAUGCAGACACCCCUAGUCCCGAACCAGGCAUGACUGGACCUCUCCAUUCCAAUCCACAGGGGGAAGGUGGAUUCACAGGGAGUCCACCCUACCCCCUGGCCAACAACACCAGUUACAGCGGCCCAAUGUCCCAUCCUGGUCAAGAGAUGGGGGAGAACACUGUUUGGUAGGACAGAGACAAUAAGACUCUAUGGACACAGAGGGCAUUCCAACCUAACCAGUCUACCUUAGUGGUCUACCAAGGGAGGGCUUAUUGGCUGUUCAUGGACCAGAACACACCAAUAUUUGGACCAUAAACCUGAGAGAUGGACUGACAUCAUGCACUCUCUCUCUUGCAGUUUAGGUUCUGCUAUCAAAGGAUGUGUAUUGUCAGUGGUCACCUUGACCGGUCACAUUGGUUUGAGUGCGUUUACAAAGGUUUAUUAUGAUUACAUCACAAUCAAGAUGUUUGUCUGAGGGGUUUUUCUACUGCUUUGACUUACUCAUUAGCAACCGCAUCUGAUGGUCAGAAGUGAGCUAGUACUUAAAGGCAAAUCUAUUUUCAUCCUUCUGUUGGCUUCGGCUUCUUUCUUUUCCAAGAUACCAGGGCUCGGUUUGUUCACAUGUUUUCUUUUCUGUCUUACAACUGCUCCAUUUGUAACA
Messenger RNA from Danio aesculapii, 1961 nucleotides. RefSeq names its product LIM homeobox 5 (gene lhx5). The transcript is spliced from 5 exons. Bases 290 to 1489 code for a protein of 399 amino acids. Gene Ontology annotation, biological process: neuron differentiation; regulation of transcription by RNA polymerase II. Gene Ontology annotation, molecular function: DNA-binding transcription factor activity, RNA polymerase II-specific; RNA polymerase II transcription regulatory region sequence-specific DNA binding. The record is from RefSeq and is a predicted model, not a curated record. Gene Ontology annotation, cellular component: nucleus. Lineage: Eukaryota; Metazoa; Chordata; Actinopteri; Cypriniformes; Danionidae.